This is a messenger RNA of Zalophus californianus (California sea lion), 12313 nucleotides long. RefSeq names its product ERCC excision repair 6 like 2 (gene ERCC6L2). NCBI's taxonomy places the organism in Eukaryota, Metazoa, Chordata, Mammalia, Carnivora, Otariidae. Bases 3059 to 7714 code for a protein of 1551 amino acids. Gene Ontology annotation, molecular function: ATP binding; ATP-dependent chromatin remodeler activity. The transcript has 19 exons. The record is from RefSeq and is a predicted model, not a curated record.
AUAAGUUUAAUUUUGCUAGCUUCUCCUUUGCCAAUGGUUUUGCACAUGUUCUAGUUAUCCAAGAUCAUUUAUAUUGACUUUAGGAAUUCCCAAAUAUUUUGCAAGACUUUCAAUUUCACUUUGCAGUGAUUAGCAUUACAGUAUUAGAUGUGUACAACAUCAGCACCUAGACAAGGAUGUCCUUGCAAUGGCCUUAGACAAAAACUGUUGGUGGGGGAAGGAAUGUUUAAGGAUAUCUAAUUUUGUGAGGCAUCUCAUUCACUAAAACAUAUUUUUAUGUCAUGAUUUUUUUUCUGCUUCACUAUGCAUCAUAAACAUGGUGGUGAGGUUAAAUAAUUAAUACUCAGAAAUUGAGGCCCCCUCCUCCUCUGUUAGUCACAAGAGUAUUCCUUCAACCAGAUGACCUCUCUCAUUUAAAUAAAAAUUUACUUCUGAUUUUAUCACUUCUAUUUAGAUGUCAGCCCUUAAAGAUCAAGGUCUUGGGGUGCCUGGGUGGCUCAGUCAGUUAAGCGUCUGCCUUUGGCUCAGGGUGCCAGGCUCCCUGCUAAGUGGGGAGCCUGCUUCUUCCUCUCCCUCUGCCCCCUCACCUCAUGCUCUCUCCCUCUCAAAAAAAAAAAAAAACCUUAAAAAAAUAAAAAAUCAAGGUCUUAAAUUAGUAGACCUCUGGAAAAAUAAGACAAUAUUACACAACUAGUUAUUUUAGUGGGAGGAAACAAUCAAACUUUUUGGUAGCUGUAAAAAGAAAAAAGUAAGCUUGGUUGAAAUUUCUAAUUGCCAUUAAUUUUGGAGACAAUGUGAAAAGAGUUUAAGUAAAAAAGACAUAUUUCAUCAAUUCCAAGAAGCAGAUUUUUUUCCCUACAUUUAAAAACUUCCAGUAUCAGGAUGCAUGUUAAAAAUCAAGUUACAAUUUAUAUAAUGAGCAGUUUUUUCUUUUUUUCAGCUGUACCUAAAUAAUAUGCCUUACAAUCCAUGGUGUUUUAAGUUAGAAUGUAGUCUAAAAUUCUAAUCUAAGUAAUAAUGUACUACCAACUAUUAGCCAAAAUAUUAAAAUGAAGCAGUGGUUAUGUAGAAUGCAACUUACAAGUGGAUGCAUUCCAUUGAUAACAACAGUAAUAGCAAUCCACAUGUUCCUUCCUACGACCAGGUACUGUUUUAGAUGUUUUACUUAUCCUAUUUCAUACUUACAACAACACUUUUUCAUGUACGUUACUGUUACUUGCCUCUUUGUUGUCAUGGGUGAGGACACUGAGGCAAUGAGGUUAAAUGAUGUAACUUCUCAACCAUGUGUGAGGGCCAAUAUCUCACACACAGUGAGUGAAUUAGAUGUUUUCCUUAGAUACAAAGUUUCUACCUGAUGGUAAAAAGAAACAAGGGCUAUUCUAGAUGAAGGAUUUUAUGAAAACAUAUUGCUAAUUGUUAGUAUCUCUCAAAGAAUAGAUACCUAUUGGCAGCAAAUAGACAUAGCUUUCCUCAUUUAGACCCUUUGGUAGGUAGAAUAAUAAGCCCCUAAAGAUGUUCACAUCCUAAUCCUUGGAACCCAUGAAUAUAUUACUUUACCUGGCAAAGGGAAUUUGCGAUAUAACUGAGGGUACAGACCUUCAAAUGGGAAGAUUAUCCUGGAUUAUUCAGGUAGACUCAAUCUGAUCAUAAGAUCAAAGAAUCUUACCCAGCUGCAAUCUGAGGAAGAUGUGACUAUGGAAGGCACAGAGAGGCAACAACCCUGGCUUUGAAGACAGGUGGCCAUGAACCAAGGAAUGUGUAGAAAGGCAAGGAAACGGAUUCUGCUGGAGAGCCUCCAGAAAAGAAUGUAGCCCAGCUGAUUCCUUGAUUUUAGCCUAAUGAGACCCAAGUAAGAAUUCUGACUUACAGAACUGUACGAUAAUAGAUGUGUUAUUCCUAAUACUCUUGUGCUGUUCUAGCAAAUCUAGUUCAAUAAAAUAUCCUACAGUACAUGAAAACAUUUUAACAUGUGGAGAAACCUUUUUUUUUUUUUGUAUGAAUCAACGUAUAAGGUCUGGCAAAGUAUUAGAAAAGUAGUAUCCAUUAACUUGUGAGUAGUGUGUUGUUCUAAUGAUGCUUUAACAAAAAGAGCCCCACCACUUGCUUGGUGUUUUCCCAUUAUGUCUCACAAACCACUCUAACUGUAAAUGGUACACGGACACUUUAAAUUUUCAUAGUAUUUUUACCUUAAUCUUCUAUUUAUGGCAUGUAUUGCUGGUUUGUAGUCACAAGAGUUAUUUUUGACUAUAUUUUAGUGUGUGACCACUAAGUACUCAGCCUCCCGCGAGUGUCGUGAAGCGUUGGCUUCCGGGCGGGUGUCUCACCCGCUGAGCACUCCAGGAGGGAGUCACUCGCCUCAAGCUCCUGGGCAUGCGCUACACGAGGAACACGAGGAAGUACUAAAUAUAAGCCAGCAGCAGGCCGCAAUCGCGGACACGGUCUCCAGCUACAAGUCAGCAGGUGCGAGCCCACGGGUGUCUUCAGAUCCCUCUGUUGUCCGUAAGACGCGCACCCGGCAGGCAGGCGAUUUCAAACUUCGCGAUACUUGCAACGGUCGCGGACCUUUGUGUUACCGGCUUCCCGGGGUCAAGAUGGCAGGAAGACUGCUCCGCCCAUGUGAACAAGAUUUUGUUAUCGCGAGACCGCAAUGACAGUUCAGGCGCCCGAUCUCGCGGGAUUUUCCGAGCCGGGGGGGGAAAGCUGCAGGGGAAGGUGGAGGUAGGGCCUCUGUGAAAGGGAGGGUAAAGGGUCCGCUUGCCGGCUUGCUUCCUUCCCCGGCGGAACGCGAGAUGACUAGGUGAGCGCCGCCUUGCCAGCCUCCACAGCGCUCUCCAGCUCUGCCGCUGUCUGGGACGCCGCCUCCCCUCUCCCUGGACCCUCUCGGGCUUCACCUGUGUUCCCUCUCGUCCGCUGGCGUCGCGCUUGAGGGGGGCGAUGUACGAAGGGCUGCAGGAAGUGGCGUUGGCCUCAGUCUUCCCGCCCGCCUCCUCCUCCAGGUCCUCGGCCGCCUGCCGAGUAUUGUACGCAGCCAGGCUGCCCGGCCCCUCCCCCUGGCCAGAUGGAUCCCUCUGCCCCCAAGCCUCGCGCGGAAACCGCCGGCAAAGACAUAUGGCAUCCAGGUGAAAGAUGUCUUGCCCCUUCUCCAGAUAAUGGGACACUUUGUGAAGCAAGCAUAAAAUCUAUCACAGUGGAUGAAAAUGGGAAGUCAUUUGCAAUCAUCUUAUAUUCAGAUUUUCAAGAAAGAAAAGUACCUCUUAAAAGACUUCAAGAAGUAAAAUCUCGUAAAGAUUGCUCCAGGAAUUUUAUAUUUGAUGAUGAAGAUUUGGAAAAACCUUAUUUCCCAGACCGAAAAUUUCCAUCAUCUGCUGUUGCUUUUCCGUUAUCUGAAGAUGGAGUCUCUAUUCCUUAUACUAUUAACAGGUAUUUGAGAGACUACCAAAGGGAAGGAGCCCAGUUUCUCUAUGCACACUUCAUCCAAGGAAAAGGAUGUAUUCUUGGUGAUGACAUGGGACUUGGAAAAACAGUACAGGUUAUUUCAUUUUUGGCUGCAGUUUUGCAUAAAAAGGGAACUCGUGAAGAUAUUGAAAACAACAUGCCAGAGUUUUUACUAAGAAGUAUGAAAAAGGAGCCCCCUUCUUCUAUAGCAAAAAAAAUGUUCUUAAUAGUUGCUCCUCUUUCUGUCCUCUACAACUGGAGGGAUGAAUUGGACACCUGGGGAUAUUUCAGAGUCACUAUUUUACAUGGUAACAAAAAAGACAAUGAACUGAUUCGUGUAAAGCAGAGGAAAUGUGAAAUUGCUCUAACAACUUAUGAAACGUUACGUUUAUAUCUGGAGGAACUUAACAGUUUGGAAUGGUCAGGUGUCAUUGUGGAUGAAGCUCAUAGAAUCAAGAAUCCAAAGGCUAGAAUAACAGAAGCUAUGAAAGCUUUGAAAUGUGAUGUCCGCAUUGGCCUCACUGGAACCAUUCUUCAGAACAACAUGAAAGAACUGUGGUGUGUUAUGGACUGGGCUGUGCCAGGACUUUUAGGUAGUAGGAUCCACUUCAAGAAGCAGUUUUCUGAUCCAGUAGAACAUGGUCAGAGACACACAGCAACAAAAAGAGAACUAGCCACUGGCCGAAAGGCCAUGCAGAGGCUUGCAAAGAAGAUGUCUGGAUGGUUUCUCAGGCGUACCAAGACUCUAAUCAAGGAUCAGUUGCCUAAGAAGGAAGACCGGAUGGUGUAUUGUUCUCUGACAGAUUUUCAGAAAGCUGUCUAUCAAACCGUAUUAGAAACAAAAGAUGUGACUUUGAUACUUCAGUCUUCUGAGCCUUGUAGCUGCAGCAGUGGCCGGAAAAGGAGAAAUUGUUGUUAUAAGACCAAUUCACAUGGUGAAACAGUGAAAACCUUGUAUUUCAGUUACCUUGCAGUCCUUCAGAAGGUAGCUAACCAUGUUGCACUACUGCAGUCUGCUAGCACCUCCAAACACCAGGAAACACUUAUCAAAAGGAUAUGUGAUCAGGUAUUUUCCAAGUUCCCAGAUUUUGUGCAGAAAAGCAAAGAUGCAGCCUUUGAAACCCUUUCCGACCCAAAAUACAGUGGGAAAAUGAAGGUCCUUCAGCAGCUUUUAAAUCAUUGCAGGAAAAACAAAGAUAAAAUACUUCUUUUCUCCUUUUCCACCAAGCUGCUUGAUGUUCUGCAGCAAUACUGUAUGGCAGCCGGCCUUGAUUACCGACGACUUGAUGGAAGUACGAAAUCAGAGGAAAGAAUCAAGAUUGUGAAAGAGUUCAACAGUACACAAGAUGUUAACAUUUGCCUUGUCUCCACAAUGGCUGGUGGACUAGGCCUCAAUUUUGUUGGUGCCAAUGUUGUUGUAUUAUUUGAUCCUACUUGGAAUCCAGCCAAUGAUCUUCAAGCAAUUGACAGAGCAUAUAGGAUUGGGCAAUGCAGGGAUGUGAAAGUGUUUAGGCUGAUAUCUUUGGGAACUGUGGAGGAGAUCAUGUACUUACGACAGGUAUACAAGCAGCAACUUCACUGUGUGGUGGUUGGAAGUGAAAAUGCCAAGCGAUAUUUUGAAGCAGUUCAAGGAUCAAAAGAGCACCGAGGAGAGCUUUUUGGGGUCUAUAAUCUCUUCAAACUAAGGUCCCAAGGGUCUUGUCUUACGAGGGACAUCCUCGAGAGAGAAGGCAAAGUGGAAGCCGGGAUCAUGACGGCCACAACAUGGUUGAAAGAGGAACCUCCCGUACACAAACAAGAAAUGUCUAAAGAGCCUGACUGUCAAGAACAUAGAGGUCUAGAACAACCUGCGGAGUUGCCAACAAAAGAAGCAUGUGAUCCCUGCAGUGAUUUUAGUGAUGAUGAAUCAGUGGGAAACUCAAGAAUAAAGACUGCUAAAAACAAAGCAUCUGACUCAAGUAAAGCUUCAGGUUCUGCUGGACAGCUUACCUUACUCCAUUGUGGUUUCUCUAAAUUGUUUGAAACAAAAUAUAAAGCAGUUGAAGAUAAUAAUGGAAAUAUUGCCUCUGAUGAUGAAAGUUCUGAUGAACAGCCCAUGUGUCUUUCAACAGAAGCCAAAGAUGUUGGUUUUCAGACAAGUCAUGACUCUCUUGGUACUUCAAAACACCAGAAAUUAGCUAACACCCUAAAUCCAAAUGAAAAAUGUAUUUUUGAUAAAAGUGAGAAAAUUUUCAAACAAAAUAUUUCUUCUGAGUCUGAUGAUGAGAAAAAUCUUAAAAAUACAGGUGACCACCAUUGCAUUUUACAGAAUGUCACAGAAUCAGAAGACAGUGAUGUCAUCUUUCCCACACAAUAUACAACUCAGAUAUGCCCUAAGAAUGGUAUAAAGUUUAAGCCACUUGUGGAUGGAUCUCAAGAUUCUGAAACAGAAAAUCCUGUAAAAAUAAGAAAUAAUGGUGAUGAUAGAAAGACUGAUGUCAAAGGAAAUAGACAAAUUGCAAAACAAUUAAAUCCUGAGAACAUGACCCUGAAAUCUAUUAUGAAAAGAAAAAGCAGUAGUGAUAUUAGUGAUGAGUCUGAUGACGUUGAAAUUUCCUCUGAGUCAAGAGUAAGAAAGCGAAGAGCUACUAGUUCUUUGAGGUUUAAGAGAAAAAAGGAAAGUAAAAAGGAGCUUUUCACUUUUCCUAAAACAAUGAAGAAAACAAAUCAACUGUGUACCGCAGAUGGAGAUUGUAACUCGCAGGCUAUUGAUGAUUUUUCAUCCUCAGAUGACAAUUUAACUGUCUGCCACAUCAGUUUCUCUAAACAAAGCCAUACACCAAAAACUAUAAAAGAUAGAAUCAGUUUCUCUUCAAAAUUGCCUAACCAUAAGGAAAAGGACACUUUUAUGCCAAGAAAAUCAGUGAAAUUUUCAAAUGAGAAAGUUGUCAAUCAAGAGCAGGUGUAUGAGUCAAUGGAUAAAUUUUUAGAUGGUGUUCGGGAAGUGGCUUAUAUUCACUCCAACCAGACUGUGAUUGGAUCCAGCAAAGCUGAAAAUCACAUGAGCCGAUGGGCAGCACGGGAUGUGUUUGAAUUGAAGCAGUUUUCCCAGCUUCCCGCCAAUGUAGCUGUUUGCACUUCUAAGACACAGAAAGAAAAAGUGAAGACAGAUACACUGACACAUACAAAGAAAGGUCAACAGCUAAGUGAAGGAAGCAUUUCAUUUCCCCUUUACAUUUCACACCCUGUAAGCCAGAAGAAGAAAAAAGUCUACCGUACAGAUCAGACCACAUUCAUAAUUGGAGAAACGCCAAAAGGAAUCCGCAGAAAACAAUUUGAAGAAAUGGCUUCUUAUUUUAACUUGCCUUCUGUAAAGGAAUUUGCUGAACAUAUAACUAAGGCCACAUCAGAAGAACGACAGAAAAUGCUAAAAGACUUUUAUGCUUCUCAGUAUCCAGAGGUAAAAGAAUUUUUUGUGGAUUCUGCUGCAGAAUUCAUUAAAUCUUCCCCUCAGAAAAGAGAGAGAGUUAGGAAUAAGUCUGAAAAAAGAGAAUCUCUUAUAAAAGAAAGGCCGUCAGAUUCUGAAACUUUGUCAUUUAAAAAUUCUCCCAAAAAAGUUUCUCAAAUUUAUAGCCCAAAAAUAUAUAAAGAAAAAUCUAUUAAGUUUCAAAAUCACAGUUUCCAUAGAGGAGAGGUGCCUUCUAAUGAUGGAGAAACUAACGAAUCACCUAUAAGCUCUACCCAAGAGACUGACAAUGGGAAAAACAGCCAAGCCUCCAAAGACACUGUGGCAUCCUGCUUCCUGAACACUAAGUCUGAAGUAUAUGAGUUAGAGAAAUUAGAAUAUACCAUGAAAGACCAACAAGACCUAAGAAGAACAGGCAUUUCAAGAAAUGAACCACUUUUCAAAGUGGAAAACAGAAAGAUAAAAAAUCCAGAGUUAGGCAACACUUCUGUGGUUGGCUUACUUGGUGACACAUCUAUUCUUGAUGACCUCUUUAGAAGUCAUGGGAACAGUACCACACAACUGCCAAAGAAAGUUCUUUCAGGGCCCAUGGAAAAAGCAAAACAGAGACCAAAAGAUUUCUGGGACAUCUUGAAUGAACAGAACGACGACAGUCUUAGCAAACUCACCGACUUGGCAGUGAUAGAGACUCUGUGUGAAAAAGUGCCCCUUGCUGCCUCCUCCAAAAGGAAAGAGGAGCUGGAAACUUCACUUUGGAAAUCAAAUGAGAAAUUUUUGUGGAAAAAAUUUAGCUCAAGUGAUACAGAUGAAAACACAACUAAUGUGCAAAAGUAAUGCGUAAACAUACAAUGAGUUACUAUAACCAGUGAAUUUCUGCCACCCAUGUUUACAACACCGUGUUCCACACUAAGUAUGUUACUUUGAACACAGUUUUUAUUAAAUUCUUGCUGUGGGGUUGUUUUAGCCUAAAAGGUUUUUCCUUGAUAUCUGAUUUGAUCUUUUAAAAAUAUGAUUGUAUUAUAGUAUCAUCAUCUUUAUGAAAUAGAAAAAGGUCUAGAUUUGUUAUCAGGAGACCUGGGACAUCUCCCUUACUGUGUAAUUAUGUGCCAGUAGAUAAGUCACUUACUUUGGUGUACAGAUAUUUCCUAAUAUGAAAGAUGAAGGCUUUGAACUCAAGCAACAUUUGUGUCCUUCCAGAUUAAAAAGGCUUUGGUUUACUUUCCCAGAUUCUAUUAAGUCACAGGUCAAAUUACGGUACAUUGAUGUGUUUCUUUCUUACUAGCAUUUAGAAAAUUAACUGUUUUCCUUUUCCCAAAGUAUCAUGCAUUAUUACUAAAUUAUGUCAGAGAAAGUAAUACCUAGUACUGAAUAUAUGAUGUGUUAAAAUAAUAAGUUUAUCACUGCUGAAAAUCAAAGGGUUAAUGUUGUAUAACUGUACUAUAUGAGGUAUGACACCCAAGUGAUCGAACUACUGCCGAUAGCCACAGAACGCAAUGCCUCUCCUCCACUUGUUGUACAACAGUUAAGAUUUAGUCAGUACAGAUUAAGCUGUGUGUCGUACUUUUGUAUGAAGUAUGGAGAAAUGAAGAAACAUUUUAUUUAAAACUGUUCUAUUUUGUUGAAUUUAAUGUAUGUGGUUUAUAAUCAAUGGAAUGUGCUUAUUGUUGAAUUCAUUUCUGUGGAAACAUUCACUCGGUCCCUGUGUAUCCCGCGCCAGUGGCUCAAGAUGUGCAGGUGAGGUACUGCUCUGGGUAAAGGACAGGAGACCGCAUCUGUGAAGCGUCCUGGCUGUAAAGGCCAGCGGGUCAUGCCUGGCACUUGGUAGCAGGGACUGAGGCUUCUACUGACCCACAUUCAGAUGCACUGUGGCAGCUGUCCCUGGGUUGAGCUCCCGGAGCUAGGGCAGGAAGAAAAAUAGGAAAUGGCAGUGCCCCAGGAAGUGCUGAUGCUCAGAGCGCUGUAGACUGUUGUUGUGUUGAGGGGGCAGGGCCUCCAGAGUACCCGCCAUUGCAGUGGGGAGCCAUGUGGGAGAUGGAAAAAGCAAACAAAAACAAAGAAACAAAGAAAUCGUUUCUCAAGGGACUGAGUGACCAAAUACGAUUUUCUCUGUGAAAUCUAUUUUAUAUCAUGAGCCAGUACGUAUGUGUUAAUACAGAUUGAAACAAAAUGUUUAUGAAAUAAUAUUUACCCAUAAGGCAUGUAGUGUCCUUUGAUAUCUCCUUUUCUGUUGCAGUUUUGGCUCUUAUGUCUAUGUGUUUUUUCAUGCUCUCAUAACCCACUAAAUUGAUUUUAUGGCCCAUUAAUGAUUGGAAAUCACAGUUUGCAAAUCAUUGUUUUAGAUUAUAUGGAACUAGUCUCUCUCUCUCUCUCUUUUUUUUUUUUUUUUUGGCUAUUUUCAGCUGAGUUGUAUCCAAACCUACCAGAUGCUGAGUUUCACCAUGGAGGUGCUUGCUACAAAAUCAAUGUGUCGUGUAUCUGUGGUAGACAUAUAAAUGUUGUUAGCCUGCUCUGGCCUAGCUGUAGGAGGAGCCCGAUAAGCAAGUAGACACCCCUUCAUCUCAGUUUACAUAGCAGAUGGAAGAGUUCAGUCAUUUUAGUAAAAGUGGGUCUUUCAUAAAAUAAAAUAACUUUAAAAUUUUUAAUACAGAUAUGACCUUUGAAUCAUAAAAUGAUAUUCAUACAAUAUAAUGAAAUACUAUUAAAGAGAUUUUUAUCAGUGAAAGUCAAAGUGGAAGCAAAAAUUACAGACCUGGAGUUUAAAAACUAGUUUUCAGCAGUUGCCAGUGAAACUGUCAUUAUUAUCAUGCGGGAGCAGCGUGUCAAGCAGAGUACAGGGUCCAGUACGGAAAGGAGCCAGUCGGAAAGUUCCCAGAGGGAAGCCGUAAGGGUCGACUUGCUCUGCACCGGAGCAGUGGGAAGAGUUGGAUCAGCCAUUGAUGAAUCUGGGAACGGACACUAUGAAGGGCUGACAAUGAGAAUCCUGCCUAGCCCACCCCACCACGGUCUUCCAGAUAAAUAGGUGGCCCCAGGCAAAUCCCAAGGCUUCUUUCAGCCUGUUACCCCCUUUAAAUUUGAGAUGGAUGUGAUCACUGGUGUUCAAGCAUUUUUUUUAAAGCAACUGAACUCUAUCUUAAUUAGAAGAUCAGUUGUCGAAAAUAAUUACAAAUGGAGGUCUGCUGGUUCCAGCAGCACCGCCGUGGCUCCAUGGGGCACUAGUGUGAAAAACCACAGGGAUGAUAUCACUGCUAAAAAACCUUCCAACUUCAGGUUUCCAAGAUUCUGUUUGCCACAGUCUGUCUUGUUCACCUGUCUUUAAAGCACUCAACACACAGUUAUAAUAUUGGAAACUGAGGCAAAAUACUGAGAGGCUUUUGCACUUGAAUUCCCUGGGGUUCCCUUAAAGCCCUGAAACUAGAGUAAAUUAACAUCACCUGCAAGUCGUGUGGCUGCCCCUAUAUGGUCAAGGCAAAGGAACCUUGGUUUGCAGAGAGGAGUUGGUGAUAAAUUUUCUGACAGUCAACAGAAAAUGAGAAAGCCAAGGACAGUAUAGUUCAAAGGUUUUAAAAGCCCAAUGUGGGCAGUUUUUAAAUUCUGAAGUUAUCCUUCCUUAUAUUAAAAUUGUCCUCUUUGCAUGAAAUGAUAGAUUGUAGUUUUUAGUCUUUUUCAUUGUCCUUACUUGAUAUAAGUUGAUAACCAUAUGUCAGUUCCCAAAAGUUUUAUUUGACAUUUACUAGUCUAUAAAAUCCCUAAGAAUGGAAUCGCUGCCUGCCUCCAAGUUCACGAAUGGCUCCCUCCAUGGCCACUAUGUCAUAAAUCCAGUUAACAGUGGGUCUAGGACCCACCAAGGAUGUCACUGAACCUAUAUGAUCCUGUAAGAUGGACCUGCCUUCACAGAGCCCAGAGUGCAGAGCACGUUAGCUCCUCACCUAAUUCUCAUCAGGUCGUCAUCAAUGUAAUCUUGUUCCCCAGUUCCAUCCCCACCUGCUCUUGCAAAGCAUCCUCCACCUAGUGCUUCUGAGGGUGUUAAAGGGAAGACUCGGAAGUUCAGGAACACAUCUUGUGACUGGCGACACUGCAUUUGCCUUGGGGGACAGCUUUGCGUGCUACCCCCAACCCCACACCCCCACCCCCAUUCAGUGCUGGCUCCACGUGGUGUUUGUGCCAGGUGGGAGGAAUCUCACACUCUUUCUCUGUUAAUGGGCAACAACAGGAGGGCUGCCUUGCCUCACAAGGUCUUACAGAGUUUUAAGCGAAAACAGCCCUUUGGGGAAAGACUCAGAUUGACCCUUACUCUGGAGGGAAGCCCUGAAGUGGCAAGUCAGAACCACCUGCGGACGCUUUCAGGCGGUCGAGGGGUCAGCACAAGCACCUAUUUUUAUAAGUUUCACACUAUGAUAUGAUGUGCUAAUAUUUUGUCUGAAACCGUCAUCGCUGGGCAGGACAUUCUCUCCACAUCAGUGAGCCCCUUCGCUUGUGGACAAGCUCAUCCUGGAGCCCCAAAGUUGUCAUUAGCAUUAUGUUUCAACUUGGUCAAUAUGUACUUUAUUUGCUUUGCUGCAGGUUAACAAAUGGCAGUGGUUAUAUUUAUCCCCUAAAUUUCCAAAUUUAGUCUUAAUUAUAUGAGUAGGAGGAUGCCUUUCUGUCACUGACACAGAUAAUGCCCAAGUGACUCUUGGGUUUGUACUGCUUUCUGUCAUGGUUAAGAACCAAGAAUGCCUCUUUUGGGGCACCUGGGUGGCCCAGUCAGUUAAGUGUCUGCCUUCGGUUCAGGUCAUGAUCUCAGGGUCCUGGCAUCCAGCCUGGGACAUAGCUCUGUGCUCAGCAGGGAGUCUGCUUCUCUCUCUCUUCCUCUCCCUCACCCUCUGCUCCUCCCCUGCCCCAUGCUCGCUCGCACCCUCUCUCUCAAAUAAAUAAAAUAGGUUUUAAAAUUCUUUAUAUAAAAAAAUGCCUCUUUCUACAGAUGUCUUUUUGGUUAGCUAAAUGGGCCCCCUCCGUCUUGUUGAAAGAAAUCACUGUAACUCACUUUAUACUGUUUUAGCUUAUGUAAACAAGGGAGAAAGUGUGCAUCUCUGAAUGUCUUAUGUGUCUCUAAGGAAAUUCUAGUGAGUCAUCUUGUCAAAUUAAAAUAUGAAUUAGUCCCCCCUCACCCCACAUGUAUCUUUUAACUGAUUUUUUCACUUUUUUGUAAAGUGAGACAUGCUUCUGGACUGGAAGACUUCAAAAGAAGGCUCAUAGUAGCUAAUGCACGUAUUUUUUACCUUCCUAAAACUAUUAUAAAAGCAUUGAUAAGAACAAGAAGAGAUUGUAGGGCGCCCGAGUGGCUCAGUCGUUAAGCGUCUGCCUUCGGCUCAGGUCAUGAUCCCAGGGUCCUGGGAUCGAGCCCCACAUCACGCUCCCUCCUCGGCGGGAGGCCUGCUCUCCCUCUCCCACUCC